Molecule: messenger RNA, 857 nt
Organism: Aspergillus japonicus CBS 114.51
Lineage: Eukaryota; Fungi; Ascomycota; Eurotiomycetes; Eurotiales; Aspergillaceae
Product: DUF3632 domain-containing protein
Exons: 2
Coding region: 30-857 (275 amino acids)
Source: RefSeq, a predicted model, not a curated record
CAACACCCUACCAAGCUCCACCAUCAGCAAUGGAGACCUUCUUGAAAGAAUUUGGCUCCGAGCUCCUGGAGCGACCAGAAGUCCAAGCCCUUGCGGACCUCCUCCAGAAACCCGACGUCUCGCCUACCGCAGCCGUCCAACAACUCCUUCAGGCCCGCGAGAUCCCACCGCAGAAGGGGGACGAGCCCCCGAGCAGCAACAACGCAGGCAAUCAUGCGUGGUUCACAAUGUUCCCGCUCGUCGAGCUCGCAAGUCUCACCCCGGCUGCGCAGCAGGCCAAGCUCAUCGAGUUCGUCGCCCAGCUCCAAAAGACCCCCGUCCUCGACCCGGUCACGGGGCAACCGGUGACAGUGGCCGAUGAUCUGACAUUGUGGACCGAUCUCCCUUAUCUCCGCAUUUAUUUGGCUGAUAGGUCUGGUUUCCGUUAUGUUAAGGGAAAAUACCCCGAGGCAGAGGCGUAUCCCCCAGCCGAGGUCCAGGAGUGGGAGAACCGGAACGCGUUCAUGGCGCAGCUGACGGCCGCGGCGGCGGAGCUCGGCCAUCCCAUGGACCUUUCGCUGUAUGGCCUGUACGCGUGCCGGAGCGCAUUCGAGGAAGAAGAGGGGCUGGGCGAGGAGGCGGUGCGCGCGGCCUGUAUUUGGUUCAUCCAUGCUGGGGGCCGGAUGUGGGAGAAUUGUCAGGCGCGACGGGGGUUCGGGGAUCGUCCGCAGGAUCCACGCUUUUUCGAUCUGCCCCGAUGGCGGCGCUGGGAGGAAGGAUUGCGGACGGCAUCGCGGGAGUUCUCUCGGGAGAGUACGCAGGAGCUGAUCCAGAAGGCAUUGAUGGAAUUUGGGAGGGUUCAGAGCAGGAUACGCUGA